AUGCCAUCAAAAUCGAAAGCUGGGGCUCUGCAAGUUAUGGAUGAAACUGGAAUCUUUUCAGUUGUUUGUCGGCACGGAAUUGUCCAAUUCCUUCUUGACAUGGUUCAAAGUGGAGAGUUAGCAAAAUAUCCUCUGGCUUCUGCUGAGAAGCUCAUACACACAUUCGGCAAGGGCAUCUUGUUUGCUUACAAUAUUGGGUGUACAUUCUCUGCAACUUUAUCGAAGUUGCCCAUUGGGGAUUUGGUCAAAGAAGCCAAUUUCAGGUGUUGCACCAGUUCUUUUCAUGGUGCCGCUCACCACAGGGCCUGCCAGCUGGACUUUCUUAUUAGUUUACAGAAAGGUGCUGGCAUAGAAGAUGGCGAGGGGAAUGAAUGGGUUUAUUCAGAAAGCAAUGCUCUUGCAGCCAUCAUUCAUCAUGCUUCUCCAUACUACCGUCACCUUCGCAUUCAUAUCCACUUCUCCAAAUGGGAUGAAACCAAGUAUGAAAAGCUAGGUGAGCCUCCCUAUCUUGAAUAUGCCCUGUGGGUUCAACUGCAUUGA
Molecule: messenger RNA, 540 nt
Organism: Cantharellus anzutake
Lineage: Eukaryota; Fungi; Basidiomycota; Agaricomycetes; Cantharellales; Hydnaceae
Exons: 2
Coding region: 1-540 (179 amino acids)
Source: RefSeq, a predicted model, not a curated record